This is a messenger RNA of Gekko japonicus, 1748 nucleotides long. RefSeq names its product fibronectin-like. The annotation marks the transcript as partial. Gene Ontology annotation, molecular function: heparin binding. The transcript is spliced from 9 exons. Lineage: Eukaryota; Metazoa; Chordata; Lepidosauria; Squamata; Gekkonidae. Gene Ontology annotation, cellular component: cell surface. The record is from RefSeq and is a predicted model, not a curated record.
UCCCCCGUCCCUGUGUCUUGCCAUUCAUUUACAGCAGCAAGGCCUACUCCUCUUGCACUGCUGAUGGAAGUCAGAACAAGAGGCUGUGGUGUGCCACCACUGGGAACUAUGACAGACAUCCCGAGUGGAAGUAUUGUGCCCUUACAGAAUACGGAGGUAAUUCUGGUGGACAGCCCUGCGUCUUCCCUUUCACUUAUAAGGGUCAGACAUUCUACUCAUGCACCAACAAAGAUGCACAGAUCGGAAGGUUCUGGUGUGCCACAACAGGGAGCUAUGAUAAGGAUGAGAAAUGGAGCUACUGUGCUGAUAAAAGACUAUAUGCAAACCAAAUUGGAGCAUGCGUCUUCCCUUUCAUAUACAAUGGCAAACGCUACUCCUCUUGCACAACUGCUGGAGCAUCUACUGGGAAGCUCUGGUGCUCUCUCACCAACAACUAUGAUACACACCGCAAGUGGACAUACUGUGAUCCCUCAGAACCCCGCCCGUGCCACUUCCCCUUCAUUUUCAAGGGGAAAUCCUACUCUGCAUGCACCCAUGAGGGAGCUGGUGACGGACAGUUGUGGUGCGCCACCACAGCAAACUAUGACACUGACAGUAAAUGGAAGGCAUGUUCUCAGCAAGAGUAUGAAGGGAACUCCAAUGGGCAGGUCUGCGUCUUCCCCUUUACCUACAAGAACCGGACAUUCUACACCUGCACCAAUGAAGAUACUAAGGGUGGGAGAUUCUGGUGUGCCACCACUGGAAGCUAUGACAAGGACAAGAAAUGGAGUUACUGUGCGGACACAAGACAACAUGGAAAUAAUAUGGGGCCCUGCGUCUUCCCUUUUGUUUACAAGAGCAAGACGUAUUCCUCAUGCACAACAGCUGGAGCAUCAACUGGGAAGCUCUGGUGCUCUCUGACCAGUAACUAUGACACAGAUCCCAAAUGGACAUACUGUGAUCCCUCAGAACCCCGCCCAUGCCACUUUCCCUUCAUUUUCAAGGGGAAGUCCUAUUCUACAUGUACCAAGGAGGGAUCUGGAGAUGGACAACUGUGGUGCGCUACAACAGCUGACUAUAACAAAGACAGUAAAUGGAAGGCAUGUGCCCUUCAAGAAUAUGAAGGGAGCUCCAAUGGGCAGGCCUGUGUUUUUCCUUUCAUCUACAAGAGCCGGACAUUCUACACCUGCACCAGUGAAGAUACUGGGGAUGGGAGAUUCUGGUGUGCCACCACUGGGAACUAUGAUCAGGAUAAGAAGUGGAGCUACUGCGCUGAUACAGGAGACCAACAGCAACCUAGUGAUGACUAUUGCAAUUCCAGCAAUGAAAUUUGAUACUGACCCGAUGUUUGUAUGGCUCCAUCCUGCUUCCCUUUGUACUACUAAAGUCAUCUAGCCUGCCAACGAAGAUCUGCCUCCUAAGCCCUGCUCUUUGUGCCUCCACCUUCAGGGGCGAGGUGGGCAGUGCCCCCAAACAGGUCUUUUCCUGUGGUGGCGCCUCGUUUGUGGAAUGCCCUUUUUGUUAAGCCUCAUCUGCUCUCUUUGAGGCCAAAAUGUUAAUUUUUAUCCAGGCUUUUAAUCAACAGCUUGAUCUUUUACCCGCAUCAACUUCUAGUCUGAGAGCUGUUUUAUGAGACCCAUUUUAAGCUACUUAUUAUUCAUGUGCUCUUCCUGAAUUUUUAAUGCUGGGCUUUUAAUAAUUGAUUCAUUGUUAACAACUUCUAUGGUGUUUUAUGUUUUUUAUCGUGCUUUACUCUGCAAGCUGCCUCA